Aureobasidium musti is the source of this 1020-nucleotide messenger RNA. The record is from the annotation of a GenBank genome assembly. Lineage: Eukaryota; Fungi; Ascomycota; Dothideomycetes; Dothideales; Saccotheciaceae.
AUGCUAUAUAGGACCCUGUUUCCGAUUCUUACUAACAACAUCUUUUGCAGGACCAAAUUCCUGAACCUGCCUCAAUGGGUCACUCCCGCCAUCGCCUUCAACAACACGACCUCGCUGCCUCUCCUCCUCGUCCAAUCCCUCCAGUCAACCGGUAUCCUCGACUCUCUCGAUGCAUCUAGCGACACCAUCGACCGCGCCAAGUCAUACUUCCUCGUCAACGCCAUGGUCUCGAAUUCCUUAACCUUCGCUCUUGGACCCCGCCUCCUCAACGGACAGAAUGAAGACUCGCCAGAUGANAGAGCCGGAAAAGAAGAAGAGGACCAGGACGAAGCUGAAAGAGGCUCUCUGCAUGAACAGCAGGAGGAGAAUGAGGAAACUUCUCUUCUCCCCAACCGUGCUAUCCGUCCAGGAACUAAAGCUAUCUACAAGACCCAGAAGCGCCUGAGCGACUAUUACUCAUCGCUUUCACCCCGCACACAAGCUGUCUUGGACUUCCUCUAUCAAUUCUGGAACCCACCUCUCAUUGGCGCUGUCAUUGGUGGCAUUGUCGGCUUGGUACCGGUUUUGCACACUCUCUUCUUCAGCCCACCUCAAGAAGGCGGCUACCUCAAUGCUUGGUUGACCUCGUCCAUCAAGAACAUCGGCGACCUNUUUGCAUCUCUCCAAGUUGUUGUCGUUGGUGUGAAGUUAUCUCAAGCAAUGCUUCGCUACAAGAAAGGAGAGCAGAGUGGCAGUGUGCCUUGGAAGCCUUUCACCAUCAUCACUGUCGUCCGUUUCCUCAUCUGGCCUUUGAUCAGUAUUCCAUUGGUCUGGGUCUUGGCCAGCAAGACUAACAUUCUUUCGGAUGACCCCAUCUUGUGGUUUGCCUUGAUGUUGAUGCCUACUGGACCACCUGCAAUGAAACUCACUGCACUCGCUGAUGUCAGUGGUGCCGGCGACGAGGAGAAGAUGAGCAUCGCCAAAUUCUUGACUGUAAGUAUAAUGAACAACCAUUCAGUCUUUCGUCUCUUGUCCAUAUGA